AUGUGUGCCCUGUUGCUGGCGCCACUCCUGGCUCUGCCUGCGUUUCUCCUGGGGGUUCUGGUGUGGGUCAUCUUGGAGCACUUCCUCACCACCGAUGUCCCCCCUGUUCUGCAGCAUCGACUCAAGUUCAGAUUUCUGCACUGUAUGUUCCUAUAUGUGGUCACGCUGGGAAAUAUAAAUGAGAAGCUGGGAAUUUGCUCCAUGGCCAAAUUUUUCCGUUUUUUUCAAGAUUGCAUGAUCAUAAGGAACGAUCCUAAGCUUGUGGUAACCAACCUGCGUUAUGGGACAGUACCAGUCAGACUGUUCCAGCCCAAGGCAGCCUCCUUCAGACCCCGGCGGGGCGUCAUCUUCUACCAUGGAGGGGGCGGGAUCCUUGGGAGCCUGGAUGCUUACCACAGCCUGUGCAGUUUCCUGGCCCGAGAGACAGACUCGGUGGUGCUGUCAGUUGGGUACCGCAUGUAUCCUGACUACCACUCACCUACCAUGAUACAAGACUGCAUCAAUGCCUGCAUUCACUUCCUGAAGUCUCUGAACACAUAUGGGGUGGAUUCCAAGCGGGUUCUUGUCUGCGGGGAAAGCGUCGGAGGCCUGGCUGUGGCUCUUAUCAGCCAGUUUUUGCUGAAUAGGUCUGAUCUUCCUCGCAUCCGAGCUCAGAUCUUGAUCUAUCCAUUUUUCCAGGCGAUCAAUUUACAGCUGCCCUCCUUUCAGCAGAGCCAAAACAUCCCGUUCCUUACUCGGAAGUUCAUGAUAAGUUGUUUGUGUAAUUGUGCAUCUAUUGACCCCUCCUGGCAGGACGCCAUCGUGAAUGGUUCCUAUAUCCCCCCGAAGAUGUGGAAGAAGUACCAGAAAUGGCUCAGUGCUGACAACAUACCUCAGGAAUUUAAGAAGAACUACCGGUCCCUGGUCCCCAGCCCUUUUAAUGAGGCUGCCUAUUUGGAGGCCCAAAUUCUUUUAGAUGUAAAAUAUUCACCCUUAAUAGCAGAGGAUGAGAUAUUUGCUCAGCUUCCUGAGGCCUUCCUGUUGAGCUGUGAGAACGACAUUCUCCGCGAUGACACCCUACUGUAUAAGAAGAGGCUGGAGGACCAGGGGGUCCCUGUGACAUGGUAUCACAUAGAAGAUGGCUUUCAUGGAUCCAUGAUCUUAUUUGAUAAGAAGCCUUUCUCUUUCCCGUGUUCCCUGAAACUUAUGAAUGCUUUAGUGUGUUAUAUAAAUGGCAUACAAUAG
Molecule: messenger RNA, 1224 nt
Organism: Chrysochloris asiatica (Cape golden mole)
Lineage: Eukaryota; Metazoa; Chordata; Mammalia; Afrosoricida; Chrysochloridae
Gene: AADACL4
Product: arylacetamide deacetylase-like 4
Exons: 4
Coding region: 1-1224 (407 amino acids)
Molecular function (GO): hydrolase activity
Source: RefSeq, a predicted model, not a curated record